Molecule: messenger RNA, 948 nt
Organism: Clonostachys rhizophaga
Lineage: Eukaryota; Fungi; Ascomycota; Sordariomycetes; Hypocreales; Bionectriaceae
Source: the annotation of a GenBank genome assembly
AUGUCUGCCUCGGAGCGCCCCGUCGAUUCCGACAAGGUCUGGACGACACUCAUCACCAACCUGGCCUACCUCCCGGGCCUCCUCACCCUCGACCACUCCCUCCGCAAGGUCAACUCCAAAUACCCCCUCGUCGCCCUGGUGACCGACCAGUUCCCCGAGCAAGGGCGCGCCGCCCUCGCCGCCCGCGGCAUCCCCUCCCAGCGCGUCCCCUACCUCCUCCCCACCAAGUCCCGCGACUACUCCAACGACCCGCGCUUCUACGACUGCUGGACCAAGCUCACCCCCUUUUCCCUGACCGAGUACUCCCGUGUCGUCCAGCUCGACUCCGACAUGCUCGUCCUCCGCAACAUGGACGAGCUCAUGGACCUGCCCCUCGACAGUCCCGACCAAGCCAACGCCGGCACGGGAUCCCGCGUCUUCGCCGCCGGCCACGCCUGCGUCUGCAACCCCCUCAAGAAGAAGCACUACCCGGCUGACUGGGUUCCCCAGCACUGCGCCUUCACAUCCCAGCACACCACACCCGAGGAAGCCCAGACCGUCGGCGCCGAUCCCGCAGUGGGACCCCUCGGCUUCAUGAACGGCGGGCUCCAGGUCGUCAACCCGUCGCAGGUCCUGUACGCCCAGAUCCUCGCCCACAUGGAGGCUGGCGCCGUGGACAUGGACUUUGCCGACCAGUCCCUCCUCUCCGACCUGUACCGCGGCCGCUGGGUGGCCCUGCCGUACACCUACAAUGCCCUCAAGACCCUCCGCUGGAAGGGCGUGCACGACGCCAUCUGGCGCGACGACAAGGUCAAGAACAUCCACUACAUCCUGAGCCCCAAGCCGUGGGAUGAGGUGGAUGAGAAUGGCGAGUGGACCGGGACUGAGGAGUCACACCGUUGGUGGGUAGAUUCGAACCGGGAGCGCAGAGCCGCUGAGAAAGAAAAGGGCAUCGACGAUGGGUUUUAA